Molecule: messenger RNA, 1842 nt
Organism: Tigriopus californicus
Lineage: Eukaryota; Metazoa; Arthropoda; Copepoda; Harpacticoida; Harpacticidae
Product: zinc finger Ran-binding domain-containing protein 2-like
Exons: 4
Coding region: 374-1534 (386 amino acids)
Biological process (GO): RNA processing
Molecular function (GO): RNA binding; lipopolysaccharide binding
Source: RefSeq, a predicted model, not a curated record
GCUUACACAGCACAGAGAACCGUAUCCACAAUUUCCACAUUCAGGCACCAACGCAGGUCUCAGGGACACUCAAAACAGAGCAGUCCACCAACCACAGGGAAGCCAAAGUUGCUCGGCUGAACCGUGGAACGUGAAAUACGGAUGGGACGUGCGCAAUCUGACCGAGCCAUGACCUCCUCCGAGUCGUUUAACUCUAGCCAAGAAGAUUUAUGGAGCCAUCGGUUCUGUUCCUGGUAGUUUUCGUUAUUAUGAACUGCUGCCGUGGUUGAGCUCCCCCUUUUUGAUUGUUUGUUGAGUCCUCAAUUCGUCCCUUCAUUCAUCUAUACCCGUCCCUGUCUCCUCAAGAAGGAAAGGAUAUCCAUCUCCAAACAAUAUGAGCCAUCAUAAGAGCCGGGGUAGUCGCGAGGAUCACAGAGGACGCUCCUCCAGUGGACGCCGACCCCCCCUAGGAGGAGGUGGGGGCGGACCUGGGGCCCAGGGUGGCCCAGGCGGGGAUUGGACCUGCCCCGAAGACGGGUGUGCCAAUGUCAAUUUUGCCCGAAGAGCCGAAUGUAAUCGCUGCGGUGCCGUGAAGCCUUCGGUCGGUGCCAAACUAAAGGCCGUUGGGAUUGAGAUCGGAACGAACAUGGCGGAAAAAAGUGGUGGGCUUUUCUCGGCCGAUGAUUGGCAGUGCGGCAAAUGCGGCAACGUCAAUUGGGCUCGACGGUCCACUUGUAACGUGUGCAAUGGCCCACGCGUCACGGAGAUCGAGCAACGCACCGGUUUAGGCGGCGGGUUCAACGAAAGGCAAGAUCGGGUGGAGUACAAACGACACGAUUCUGAUUCCGACGAGUAUGACGACUUUGGUCGGAGAAAGAAAUCGGUCAAAAAGAAACCAGUGACCAUUGAAACCCCCCCUCGUCGUCUGGCUGAAUUCCCCAACAACCGUAAAACCCUGGGAAAGAAUGACGAGCCGGAAGACGAUGAGGAAGAUGACGACGAAGAUGAUGAUGAUGACGAUGAGGAAGAUUUGGGCAAAUAUGAUCUCUGGGGAGAUGAUAAUGUUGACGUAAUGCCCAAAAAGGGAUCGAAUAACCCCAUUGAUUUCCCUGAAAAGCACCGAGACAAUGGCUCAUCUUCAUCCAGAAAGCGAUCUCAUUCGCGAUCCUCCAAUCCAUCUUCUGGAAAAACUAGACGUCGUUCACAUCAAACCAGAGGCUCUCGAUCGAGGACCCGUUCUUCGGGUUCACGCUCAAGUAGUCGAAGCCGAAGUCGCGGAAGAGCGCGGAGUCGCAAAUCCAGGCGGAGUCGAAGCCGGUCGAGUUCGCGAUCCUCGCACUCCUCCUCGUCCUCGUCCUCGUCGUCACGAUCCAGCUCAAGAGGUCGGCAACGUCGACGAUCAAGAAUUGCUAGCCCAAGGAAGUCGAGUCAGCGUCGAUCCCGAGGUUCUCGGCGCUCCCGAUCGUCGAGCUCGGCGACUUCGAGAUCAUCGAGUCGUUCCAGAUCUCGAUCGCGCUCUCGCUCGCGUGGAAGGUCAAGGUUUGAAUUAGAUUAGAGCGGCUUCAUUUGCAGUGAAUUACUCAGAGUGAGCUGACUUGUGUGAUUUCUACGGACGUCGUACCCUUCUCUUUUUAGGCGACGCUAACGAACGAACGAAAGCAUCUCUGUGGAUUGACGAUGUAAGAAAGCAAUCAAGUGUCAAGAAAUUGGAACUUGAAGAAUGGGCGUGAUCGUUUUAUUGCAAAUGAAUGCGAUUACGUGUCUCCGUGGAUGGAGAAAGACACUUGAGUGAGACUUUUCUGUGACUUUCAUUUAUUGCUUCGAGUUCCACAAUAUAAUGUUAAAAGCCCCUCGGCCAACAGA